AUGUAUGCAGGGCACGGAGACCUAUAUGGCAUGGCGACCAACGGCUCUGGUCAUCUGGCGAGUCCUCAGAUAAAGACUACUGUAUACUCCCUCAGAUGGACAACACAACUCCCUUUUCUCCUCUUGAGAUGGACAACUCAACUCCCUUUCCUCCUCUUGAGAUGGACAACUCAACUCCCUUUUCUCCUCUUGAGAUGGACAACUCAAUUCCCUUUUCUCCUCUUGGUCUCGCUCCAGUGCGCAUCACUGGCAGCAGACACAGGAGUGGCGGUGACUAGAGGGCAGAGCGUGGCCCUGGGGUGCCCGCUGGAGACCAGCCUGACGGUGGGCAUGAUCUCCUGGUACAAGCAGAGCGCCGGGGAGGGCCCCAACAUGGUGCUGAGCUACUCCCUGAACGGGUCCUCACGCGUCUGCUACGGCGAGGGGUUCCGCCUGGGUCGGUUCUCGGUCCAGUCGGGGACGAACGACUCGGCGGCACACCAGCUGCUGAUCAGCACCACGGAGGAGAUGGACUCGGCCACCUACUACUGCGGCAUCUCCAAUGGAGACCACGAAAGGCCCCCCAAACUGCUAACCCCUAACCAAUGCUAACCCCCAACUAACCACUG
This is a messenger RNA of Sardina pilchardus (European sardine), 608 nucleotides long. RefSeq names its product secreted immunoglobulin domain 1 (gene sid1). The transcript is spliced from 3 exons. Lineage: Eukaryota; Metazoa; Chordata; Actinopteri; Clupeiformes; Clupeidae. Gene Ontology annotation, biological process: response to bacterium. The coding region runs from base 1 to 591 and encodes 196 amino acids. The record is from RefSeq and is a predicted model, not a curated record.